AUGGGGCAAAGAGAAGCACCUGUACUUGUGAUCCGCCAACCAUUUUAUAAAUUCAAUCGCUAUAACAAAUCGUCGUUGAGAGCACUAGUCAUCACGGAUAAAUACAUUGCUAAGCUUGACUCGAUUAGCUUCAAACUACUCAAGGAACCAAUUCCUCUGCUCAAAGUAACUCGGAUAUCUCUGUGUCCGGAACCAAAUGGUCUGUUCAUCAUCCAUGUCCCUGACAAUGACAUCAUUGGAUGCAUGAAGAACCCCAAGGACGAAGAAAGGGUCGGAGAACUUGUUGGUGUACUGCUGUACCAAUUCGAGAGGAAAGGUAACCUCAAACAGCCGGAGGUAAUCAUCUCACCAGCUUUGGACGUUUGCCUUGGAGGAAAAUGGAGAGCAGUGAGGAUCUUCCCAGCGGAUGCCACUCAACAGGCGGUGUUCAAGAAAAAUGGCAAUGACAUUGAUUUGAUAUGUCACAAUUUGACAACGGUCUAA
Strongylus vulgaris is the source of this 483-nucleotide messenger RNA. NCBI's taxonomy places the organism in Eukaryota, Metazoa, Nematoda, Chromadorea, Rhabditida, Strongylidae. The record is from the annotation of a GenBank genome assembly.